AUGGCUCUCUCGUUCCUCGCCUCGCCCCCUCCUCUCGUCCGUCCCGUCUGCAGCGCGACCGACCCAACCGCAAUCUCCUACUUCGGCGGCGACCUCCUCGCCUGGGAGCUCAAGGACGACGACGGCCGCGAAGUCGUCCGCAACCGGUUCAAGGCUGGCUCGAAGCACACGGGAAAUGGGAGGAAUGGGACGGCAGUCCCGCCGCUUCACGUCCAUCUCUACGAAACCGAGAUUGAAGGCUCGAUGAGCUAUACUCUCGACGGUAAAGAAGGAGUCGCCAAGCCGGGCGACAAACUCGUCAUCCCGCCCGGCGCAGUCCACACCUUCUGGUUGGACGCCGACGCGAAGGAAGAUUUGGUCAUGACCGCGAAGGCGAUUCGCGGUGACAAACCUGGCUUCGAUCACUGCUUCGUCCGCAACUUCUUCGGCUACCUCUCUUCCUGCGUCGAAGCCGACACGGCUCCCUCACCCUUCCAAAUCUUCCUCCUCCUCGACUCAGCAAACGUCACCCUCGCGGCGCCUCUCGGACUCGGCAAGCUUCUAAACUUGGUCUUCGGACGGGUCGUGGGAGGGUGGUUGUUGGGGUACAAGACGAGCUACAAGGUUUUCGAGGACGACGGGAAGACACACUAG
Messenger RNA from Rhodotorula toruloides NP11, 633 nucleotides. RefSeq names its product Cupin domain protein. Bases 1 to 633 code for a protein of 210 amino acids. The transcript is spliced from 6 exons. Lineage: Eukaryota; Fungi; Basidiomycota; Microbotryomycetes; Sporidiobolales; Sporidiobolaceae. The record is from RefSeq and is a predicted model, not a curated record.